UAUUUAUUUAUUUAUUUAUUUUUACUCUAUUUAUCUAAACAUUUCCAUGCACUCCCUUGUGACUCCUUGGGGGUCCCUGCCUGGAACCAGUUAUGAAAACCCCUGCCUUAUAUCACCAAAAUCGUAUUUAAAACCUCUAGGCACUAUUUUAAAGUGGGCAGUUAUAGGUUUUUUUUUUUUUUUUAAAACAAAGACAGAACAUACUCUAUGGAACCCUUAAGUUCCUGCAGGAACUCUAAAGACUGUUAUUAGUUUCUUAAGUAACCCAACAUAAAAAGAAAGACUGCUUGAGUUUUCCUUUAAUUAUUAAAUUUUAAUGGUACUCAUAGAAGAUUUGACAUAUUGGACAUUAUAUACAUUUCUGAGUUAAUUUUGUAUUUCUUGUCUGCUUAAAUGUUAACAUGUUCUUCCUUUACCUGGAAAUCCAUUAGGAUUGGGACAUUUUAGAUUAGAUGUAUUUGUGGAAUUGCUAGGUUGCACCUGCUCUGGACAAUCCUGGGCUUUACGGUUUAUUAUUGACUCUCUGUCCUGGUCUAAAAUAGAGCUAGCUGGAUUAAGUUUGUUGUGAAAAGUACUCAUCUAAACCCAGGCCAGGGAUUGUAAAGGCAAGGACUAUUUCUUGCUCCUACAAGUAUGCUUGAUGAUCUACUUUGAUUUAUAUUUAUUCAGUUGUUAUUUUUAGAUUCAGAAAACAGAUGCCGGGCGUGUACAUUUUGCAAGAAAUUGGACUAAGCUACUAGCUGAGUGUCAAGAGUUUUUCUGUGACUGGACAUCUUGUAGCACCGUGCAAGUGGAGUUGAUUUGUCCCUCAAACCCCUGCAUGAAGUCGUAGGAGUGACUGUCCAGUAACUUUUCACUGAUUUAAGGAAUAAGUCACCGGUCAGACCAUGGGAGUUGCAAACUCAAGAGACUAUCAACCAACGAUAACAGUUGUGCUGAGAAGACGUAAUGAGCCCCUGAAGAAAGAUAAGCCCAAGUGGAAAAGUGAAUAUCCUAUGACAGAGGGCCAGCUGCGCAGUAAAAGAGAUGAAUUCUGGGACACGGCCCCAGCUUUUGAUGGCCGUAAAGAGAUCUGGGAUGCGCUAAAAGCUGCAGCUGUAGCGACUGAAUGUAAUGACCAUGAGCUGGCACAGGCUAUUGUAGAUGGAGCCAGCAUCACACUGCCUCAUGGGUCCCUUAUGGAGUGCUAUGAUGAACUGGGGAACCGCUAUCAGCUCCCUGCAUACUGCUUGGCUCCUCCAGUCAACCUGGUGUCCGAGUGCAACGAUCAUAAUGUGUCUGAACACUCUGAGCUACAGGAGAAGAAGGAGAAGGAGUUCCAACUGAAGGUGCGUCUCUCCACCGGAAAAGACCUUCGCAUCGGUGCCACAAUGGCUGAUUCCAUCCGUCAGCUGAAGAAACAGCUUCAAAUUCAGGAAGACAUUGAUGCCACCAAACAGCGCUGGUUUUUCUCUGGAAAGCUACUCACGGAUAAAACACGUUUACAAGACACCAAGCUCCAGAAGGACUUUGUAAUACAGGUCAUUAUUAAUCAGCCCAUUGUUCCCAACUAAACACACAAAACUGUGAAGCAGGUCUCAAUGAACUCACACCACACGAAUGCUUUAUAAAAAACCUUGUUGUUGUGAGAAAAUAGAUGUUUUAGAGAAACAUCUAUUUUCUCACAACAACAAGGAGAUGAAAAGGCCAAAUAUACAUGCAAAUGUAAGCAUGUGUCAAACAUAUAAAAAAAAAAAAAGGAUUUAUUUGAAAUAUGAUGUGAUGAAACUGAAUUAUAAAGCUUUUUCAAAACACAUCAGUCUAUGUAUCAGUGCAGAUACCAGUGCAUGCUUUAUUUUUAACACCAUGUAUUGAUCAACAACCUAUAAAUAUAUAUUUCUGAAAAAUAACUGUUUUUU
Molecule: messenger RNA, 1898 nt
Organism: Cyprinus carpio (common carp)
Lineage: Eukaryota; Metazoa; Chordata; Actinopteri; Cypriniformes; Cyprinidae
Product: ubiquitin domain-containing protein 1-like
Molecular function (GO): protein binding
Source: RefSeq, a predicted model, not a curated record